This is a messenger RNA of Candida albicans SC5314, 2127 nucleotides long. RefSeq lists its product as uncharacterized. The record is from RefSeq and is a predicted model, not a curated record. The transcript has a single exon. NCBI's taxonomy places the organism in Eukaryota, Fungi, Ascomycota, Pichiomycetes, Serinales, Debaryomycetaceae. Bases 1 to 2127 code for a protein of 708 amino acids.
AUGACUUUCUUCCAUAGUGCUAAUUAUUUUGGUCAUGGUGGAGUAAAUGCUUCUAUUCCAUCUUCAUCAAUAACAAAUGUUUCCCAAGAGUUUGCUGAUUUCAUAAGCAAUUCACAGUAUACUGAUUAUUCAAGUUACAAAUAUUUAAUUGGUGUCAAUGAUCCACCAAUUGACUUCAAGGUGACCAAUGCUGCUAAAUAUUUACCAAAUGAAAUUGAAACAAUUGCACACUUAAAACUCAUUAGAGCAUUUUCAGUGAUGAAAAAGAGAGUUAUUGGCUCAGCUGAUUCCAACAAUGCUGCUAAUUUAUGGAGAGUUUUUGUUACCAGAGCUGUUCGUCGCUUCAUUGUGUUUGUUACUGCAAUUAAAAAAACCGUUGUUAUUCAAGGUAAAGCUUACGAUGAACCUUCCAUGUUUAACCUUGCCAAUACAAAAAAUUCCCAAUUGGUUGCUACAAUUAAUCAAUUGCUACCACCUUUGGACGUCAUUAUGGUCUGGCAUGCGUUUUUGUUAAAUUCAAAAUCAUUUUAUGACACCUUUGUGAGAUGCAACUUAUUAGACUUUGCUAAUGUCCCCUUGCCAUUGCAUAAUAUUGUCGCUUGCAUAGAUGAUUUCAGUUUUGAAUUUAAAGUGUCUCAGCAAUUCAAGCGCAACUAUUUGGAUUUAAUUAAAAAGUAUACUUCAUAUUCAUUGGAUUUGCAAUAUGACAUAAAUGAAAUCAACCUGUAUGGUGAUGAGAAGUUGUUCAUUUACUGUCCAAACUGUUAUGAAAAGCUUUCUGAGGGUAUUUCUUGGAUAAACAAUGAGAAUACUGGAUUUUCAAAUUCAGAUUUGAAUGCAACAAAUAUUAACUUUGCGCUGUCUUCUGAGUGCUACUGUACAAGUUUUCCAAUCAUUACCCAUGAAGAAUUAAGGAAGCUUCAAUUAUUUGCUGACGCCACAAAGGCUGGUACUUUACAAGGUGUGUAUAAGCAUUUUUCGAAGGUCAUUUCUGCUCCUGGGCUUGUUGACCGAGACCCACUGAAUUUGAGUAUUGAGAUGGCACUCCGAAUUCAGGAAAUAUGGGAAGACCACAAAUUUGAAGAUCUCCCAACCAUGGUCAAAUCUAUUAUUUCACAACUCAAAAAUCCAUUGACUGGAGUUUUGCUUAUGGAAUAUUUAAACAACCAAACAAUUAGCAUGACUGUCCCUGGUGGAAUUGAAAUUGGCUAUGAUUUGGUUGCUGCGGUCAUGCAACAAGAAAGAUUCAUAAACAGGAUGAAUAACAUUAACUGGUUACAGUCUCCAUUUAUUAAACAAAUUUCAACUGAUUCUUGUUCGAGGUAUGCUAAUUUUUUUACAAUGCUGUCUGAUCCUCGUUUGAAUCAAGGAAUAUUGAUUCCCACAUUAGAUAUCGAUUUGGUUUGGAGAACUCAUAGGUUGCAUUUAUCCGGCUAUUUCUUUGAUUGUCGUAGUUCUGCUUGUCAUUCAAUCAUUGAUGAUUCACUUCAUGAAGGAAGAUUGGACAAUAGCUUCAAAACAACUGCUGAUGCUUAUCAGUCCCGAUUUGGGGAAUCCUAUAACGUCUGCUACUGUCAGCAAUGUUUAAUUUCAAAAUCUGACGCUGCAGAAGUACCAGCAGCCAAUGAGCAUGUUGUUGAAUCCAAUUUUGAGAUAAAAUCAUUAUUUGACUUUGAUGCUUCAUCAUCAUUUGUUGGUGCAACAUCUGCCAAAUCUGGUAAAAAUAAGGUUGCAAAAAAAAGACCUAGGUCCAAAUCGAGUUCAAGUUUGAGUACAAGUUUGAGUUUUGAUUCAAACAGUUACUUCACACUUGAUACUAUAAUGAACGAUCCGUUAACUCCAAUUGAAGAAAAGUUGGAGGAUUUGAUUUCUCCUGUUUCCUGCAGUGGGCUCUCCUCGCCCAGUUUGAUGCCACUUAGUUUAUAUCAUUCGAUUUCAAGCUCUGAUUUUUCACUUUUUGAUGCUGGUACUACAGUUGGUGAAGAUUCAAGUUGUUCAUUAAAUGAUUUCGAUGUUGGUGUUGAUGAUCAGGCAAUUACCUUUGAUGAUAUACGAAACGAACUAUUGGAUUCAACUUUGUCAACAUUUUUUGGAACUGUUCCAGAGGGACAAUUUAACUUUAUUUAG